AAGGAUCAAAACCCACGAGCAGGAACUCAAUCCCAUUCCACAUGAUGAUGAGUGCAGCCCUCAACGACGCUUUGUGGCUCAAAGAAAUAAGUCCGUCCACAUCUCUUCCCACCAAAAAAGUAUGUGACGUGUAGCUCUAUCCAGAGCCACUGUAUUCUCGACCGUUACUCCACCCGGUUUAAAACUCCAUUCGACCACAUCCUCUCCUUCUAAAAUUCCAUAUAGCGAGAAGAACUCUUUCUCUUUCUCUCAUGGCUAAUGAGCAUUCCGUUUUUGCCAAUGAAGAUAGCUUUUCUGAUCGUGAUGAUGAUUAUGAUGAUGAACCAGAGACAUUCGAUAUGAGCUCCCUGAGGAACCACCUUCCUGGAAAAAGAGGGUUGUCGAGGUUUUUCUCAGGGAAAUCGCAGUCUUUUAAGCGGAUUUCGGACGUGAAGAGCGUUGAGGAUCUGGAGAAGCCUGAGCAACCUUGCGUGAAGAAGAGGAAGAAGUGCAGCAAAAAGCAUGGGCCAUUCAUGCCUCCUGCUUCUUGUAGGCCUGUGUUGAGAACUCCUUGCAGGCCCUGUGUCGGGGUGUAGUUUGAUCUGAGCUGAGGUCCUGUUUGUUGCACUCGUAAGAUUGCUUUGGCUCGAUCACCGGGUGGUGGAUGUCUGGCUGCCUAUGAUAUUUUAGAGAUUCCGAGUUUAUGGAAGCCAGAGUGAUGGGAAAUCAGACGGGGAUAGAACAUGUGUAUAAACAAUGGAGUACAAGGAAAAGUUCUCGGUAAUUAGGAUUGUUCAUAGCUGACCACUUGUUUUUUUUCUUCUUCUUCUUCUUAUCCGAUGUUGACAUAUGGCCAUUGAAGUUGCUGCUCUUCAUGAUAAACACGGUUUCAGUUAUUUCAUUGUUUGAUCCAUGAAAUGCAGCCAUUUCGCCCAAAUAUGUGCAUGGACUUACAUCUUCGAGCAGCCACAGUAGGUACCACAAAUUAUGCAUGCAUGAACUACUGGUUGUGGAUGCAAGAGCUGCAGAAAAUCUUCACCCGUUAAGGGAAACCAUCAUCCCUUUCAUGGAUUGUUAAAGGGAAAUUUGCAAGCCUAUGAUUGGUCAAUUCUUGGGGUCCCUUUAUCUGCUAGCUCUGCGCAGCCGUGUCGUCGCAGCAAGGAUGCCCACUUGCAAUGUUCUGCCACAGGCAAAUGGGCUUAUAUUCAUGUGUCUGGGGGAUUGCGAACUUCUAUUUUGAUAAGUUACAUGUUAACACAGUUCGUACUAGUGAUUGUGAUCGGAUGCAAGACCAUAAUGAAACCUUCUUUUUCA
Nymphaea colorata (pocket water lily) is the source of this 1293-nucleotide messenger RNA. RefSeq names its product protein OXIDATIVE STRESS 3-like. The transcript has 2 exons. The record is from RefSeq and is a predicted model, not a curated record. NCBI's taxonomy places the organism in Eukaryota, Viridiplantae, Streptophyta, Magnoliopsida, Nymphaeales, Nymphaeaceae. Bases 252 to 575 code for a protein of 107 amino acids.